This is a messenger RNA of Gadus morhua (Atlantic cod), 1157 nucleotides long. Its product is annotated as delta-sarcoglycan. The coding region runs from base 22 to 906 and encodes 294 amino acids. Lineage: Eukaryota; Metazoa; Chordata; Actinopteri; Gadiformes; Gadidae. The record is from RefSeq and is a predicted model, not a curated record. Gene Ontology annotation, biological process: heart contraction; cardiac muscle tissue development. Gene Ontology annotation, cellular component: sarcolemma; sarcoglycan complex. The transcript is spliced from 7 exons.
UGUCUCCCUGUCUCCCUCCAGAUGACCCAGGACCAGUGCUCUCAUAGGAACACGCUGCAGAGCUCGGAGAAGGCCCAGGUCUACAAGGUGGGCAUCUACGGCUGGAGGAAGCGGUGCCUGUACCUGUUCGUCCUGCUGCUCAUGCUGCUCAUCCUGGUGAACCUCGCCCUCACCAUCUGGAUCCUCAAGGUCAUGAGCUUCACCAUCGACGGCAUGGGAAAUCUCCGCAUCACGGAGAAAGGAUUAAAAGUGGAGGGGCCCUCAGAGUUCCUGCAACCGCUCUACGCCAAAGAAAUCAAGUCCAAACCGGGUCACCCGCUCUUCCUGCAGUCCUCCAGAAAUGUGUCCGUCAACGUGGUCAACGGCAACAACAAGGUCCUGACUCAGCUGGUGGCAGGUUCCAGGGGGUUCCGGGCCCAGGGGAAGCUCCUGGAGGUGAAGUCCACCAGCGGGAAGCUGCUCUUCUCGGCCGAUGAGCAGGAGGUGGUGGUGGGGGCGGACCGCCUACGCGUCAUGGGUGCAGAGGGCGCCGUGUUCAGCGGCUCUAUAGAAACACCUCACGUCAGAGCGGAACCCUUCAAAGAACUGCGGCUGGAGUCCCCGACCCGCUCCCUGAUCAUGGAGGCUCCGAAGGGCGUCCAGAUCCUGGCGGAGGCGGGAGACAUCCAGGCCUCCUGCAGGAACGAACUACGCCUGGAGUCCAAGGACGGAGAGAUCUCUCUGGACGCCACGAGGAUCCGCCUGCUCGGUCUGCUGGACGGGAAGGCCUCGUCCUCGUCCUCGUCCUCCUCCUCGGGCACCAGGCAGACGGUGUACGAGGUCUGCGUCUGCCCCAACGGACGCCUCUUCCUGUCCCAGGCCGGCACCGGCUCCACCUGCCACAUCAGCCCGAGCGUCUGCCUCUAGACCCCCCAACACCAACACACUGACCCCCAAACACACUAACCAGAACCCCCAAAUACUACACACCACCCCAAACCCACACCAACUAGACCCCCCAAACACCAGACACUGAACCCCAAAACACACACUCACCAGAAACCCCAAAUACUACAGAUUUAACCCCAAACACACACUAACCCGAACCCCCAAAUACUACACAUUGAACCCCAAACACACACCAACCAGCACCCCCAAAUACUACACACUACCCCAAA